AUGUUACCUCCUCUUGACUUAUCAAUACAACAAAGUGGUUAUCAACCAAAAACAUUAUCUAUUCAUAAUAUGAAACGAUGGCAUAGUUUACCUAAAUUUCCUUCUCUUAAUAUCGAUGAUCAAUCAUCCAUACAUCUACUGUUAACCAAUGUACCAUUAUUAAACUUAUGUGUUGAAGAAAUCUUUCGUCGUCAACAUGGUUGUGAUGAUUUGAUUUGUUAUGAAAAUGUUAGCGACCCUUCAAUAAUACGACAAGAUACACAUUUAUUAUAUCAACUUUUUAUUAAUUUAAGUCAACAAUGGCGUGUAUCUGUACCACUACUUGCUUACAAUUAUGAACAGAUGAUUUCAUCGAUGUUUCAAUUAUCAUUAGAAGAUUUUGUAUGUCAUGUAUCGACAUUACGAUGGACAAUUGAUGAAUGGAAAUAUGCUCUAGAAUUUUAUUUACAAAUGGAUGUGGAUUGUUUCUAUUUAAAAACGUGUUCAUUUCGUAAUAGUAAACCACGGUCUAUUGAUUAUAUAAAUCAGAAUGUUGAUGAGGGUUUAUUUUGUAUCAAUCCACCAGAAGCACAUUAUGGUAUGAAACAAUGUUCUUAUCAUAAAUGUAGACUUUGUCAUAUACCUAAUUGUAAUGGGCGUUAUGCAUCAGCACUAAAAUUUACUGAUCAUCAAAUUCAUACAUUUGUCAAUCAAUACCAAGCUAUAUUAAAUUGUGAUGUCAAUUGUUCUUCCACCAAUGUCAUCUAUACAUUAACCUGUCCAUGUCAAAAAUAUGAUUAUGUUGGGCGUACGAAUGAUUCGUUUUACGAGCGCCUCUAUUAUCAUUGUUUACAAUGUUCAAGAAUUAUACGUGAAUUUCUUCUUGGUGAAACUAUUGUAAAUCGUUUCGGUCAACCAUCAUUAGAAACAGACGAAAUAUUGAAAAAUAAUUCGAUGGAUCUCUAUCGACAUAUCGUACAUUGUCAUGCAGCUUUACAAUUAUUUCUAAAUGUUCAUUCAACUUAUUGGUGUUUAAUACCAAUGACCGAUCAAGAAGCCGAUGUCGAUGAUGAUUUAUAUAAGCAUAUCAUUGAAACAAAGUUACUUUUAGAAAAUAUAACUGAUGAAAAAUUAAAUUCAUCAGAAACAACAACAACUACAAAUGAAGUUCGUACUAAUCAUAUUAUAAAUUGGUGUAUGGAUCAUCUUCCUCAACCACCUCUUCAUUAUCGUUUCUCAAAACGACAACUUCAAGAACAAUAUGAAUUUUUUAAAACAAAAUUAGAUUGUUAUCCAUUAUUUCGACAUCUCGAUAUUUAUCAUGCAACCAUCGUUAUUGCAUUGCCGGAAGAAUGUUCAUCUGAACUAUUACAUUAUGUCCAAGCGUUAUUAGUGACACAUGCUGAAUGUAAAUUAAAUACCAACACAGCUCAAUUUCCAUCUCAUUUCGAACGUUCAUUGAAUUGGUGUCAACAUUUACAACGGCCAUCGAAUCGAUGA
This is a messenger RNA of Rotaria sp. Silwood2, 1479 nucleotides long. NCBI's taxonomy places the organism in Eukaryota, Metazoa, Rotifera, Eurotatoria, Philodinida, Philodinidae. The record is from the annotation of a GenBank genome assembly.